This is a messenger RNA of Phycodurus eques (leafy seadragon), 6500 nucleotides long. RefSeq names its product lysine demethylase 5A (gene kdm5a). Gene Ontology annotation, biological process: chromatin remodeling. The transcript is spliced from 29 exons. The record is from RefSeq and is a predicted model, not a curated record. Gene Ontology annotation, molecular function: histone demethylase activity; DNA binding. Bases 877 to 6078 code for a protein of 1733 amino acids. Lineage: Eukaryota; Metazoa; Chordata; Actinopteri; Syngnathiformes; Syngnathidae. Gene Ontology annotation, cellular component: nucleus.
CUCCACGUCGCUAAGAGGCGCUAACACGGCUAAUGUGGCAACAACAGCGACAGGCGAUGUUAAAUUAGUAUAUAGUGACCCAAGAAAUAUAACAGUUCAUUUUUCACAUUUUUAUUAUGACGAGUAAAGCUUUCGUCAUAAUAAUAAGUCAAAUUAACCCUGGUAAAGCGACGUUUUUAGCCAGCAUUAGCUGCGCAACGCUCGGAAGUUAAGCUAACCAAAUUAGCCCCUUCAUGCUAGUUUCCCGUACGCGUCAAUGAAUGGCGGAAGCAAGUAAAGACAUCAGUCAACAAUGUACGACAGUUACCUAUUUGAGAGCAAAAUGAUGGCCUUUAUCAGUAACAUUGGAAUACCUUGAAUGACCGUAUAUUGUUUGGCGUGAGUACGUUCGAUUGGAAGUGCAGCAUCGCGAAGAGAUCAUGUGUACCACAGAUCCACACACGGAGCUAGGUUAGCACCCACAGCUACGUCGCCGUCCUGGAUUGUGUUCUUUGUAUCACCAAGAACUUGUGUGUUUUGCAAUCAAACAGUGGAUAAAGUCGUCUCCUCGUCUCCGCCGUGAGAGAAGAGGCGUGAUGGCGUUUUGGACUGACACUGCCCUCUGUCCGCUGUAGGAGAGGCGACAAAGCUCCACAAAUCAUCGUUUUGCAUGAAUCCAAGCUGGAGCAACGUUCAAAAUAUCAACAUUACAUCUCCUAUACUCAACGUCAUUGACGCUGUUUACUCCGAGGAAGAUGAUGGAGGAAGUUCCCCGCGACGAGGAACAUUUGGAUCCAAUCAUGGCCUGGUGAAAGCAACUUGGGAAUAUUUACUAGAACACAAUAAAUAAACUUCUCACGGGGACAAAACAAACAGACAAACAAAAUACCUCCAAACAUGUCUGCGAUCGGUGAGUUUGUACCCCCGCCCGAAUGUCCCGUUUUUGAGCCAAGUUGGGAGGAUUUCUCGGACCCCCUUGGAUUUAUCAACAAGAUCCGACCCAUCGCCGAGAAAACUGGCAUAUGCAAGAUCAGACCCCCGGAGGAUUGGCAGCCUCCGUUUGCGUGCGACGUGCGUCACUUCCGUUUCACUCCUCGAGUACAAAGAUUGAAUGAACUUGAGGCACUCACUCGAGUGAAGCUCAACUUCCUGGAUCAAAUCGCAAAGUUCUGGGAGCUGCAAGGAUCCAAAAUUCGCUUCCCACAUGUGGAGCGAAAGGUCCUGGACUUAUAUCAACUCAGCAAGGUUGUGUCAUCCGAAGGUGGCUUUGAGACCGUUUGUAAAGAGAAGAGGUGGUCCAAAGUGAGCAGUCGAAUGGGCUUCCCGUCAGGGAAAGGCACCGGCUCACUCCUGCGGUCCCACUAUGAGAGGAUCCUUUACCCCUAUGAGCUCUUCCAGUCGGGAGCCACUCUGACUGGCAUCCAGCAGCUAUACGAGGAGGGAGAUGAUGGCGAGGAGGUGGACGAGGGAGUUGGCGAGGACGCAGUGGAGGAGGAUGAACAAGAGGAUUACGAGGACAAAGACAAAGACAGGGAGGUUGAUGCAGCGCAGAUAAAAGAACGUCCUCUGGCCGAAAGACGCUCAAGGAGACUUAAAUCGGAAAGGGAAAACAAAGAUCCCAAAGGCCUCAAACUCUUUGGUACCAGCCCCAAGAUGGUGGACUUGGAAAUUGUGUCGGCAGGCGACGGCUACAACAAGAAGCAUCGUCACCUCAGAGCUCAAGCCUUCGCCAUCAAAAUGAAACCACGCAAGGAGACGCUCGAAGUCAACUUUAUUGACCUCUACUUCUGCCUGAUGUGCGGACGCGGCGACGAGGAGGACCGCCUGCUGCUGUGCGAUGGCUGCGACGACAGCUACCACACCUUCUGCCUGGUUCCGCCUCUGCACGAUGUGCCCAAAGGCGACUGGCGCUGCCCCAAGUGUGUGGCAGAGGAGUGCAGUAAGCCCAGAGAGGCGUUUGGCUUUGAGCAGGCUGUGAGGGAAUACUCACUCCAGAGCUUUGGAGAGAUGGCAGACCAGUUCAAGUCAGACUAUUUCAACAUGCCAGUCCACAUGGUGCCCACUGAGCUGGUGGAGAAAGAGUUCUGGCGUCUGGUAAGCAGCAUCGAGGAGGACGUCAUCGUGGAGUACGGAGCCGACAUCAGCUCGAAGGACGUGGGCAGCGGAUUCCCUGUCAGAGACGGCAAGAGGAGGCUACUGGGAGACGAAGAGGAGUACGCCAACUCCGGCUGGAAUCUGAACAAUAUGCCAGUGCUGGAGCAGUCGGUGCUCACUCAUAUCAAUGUGGACAUCUCAGGCAUGAAGGUUCCCUGGCUCUAUGUCGGCAUGUGCUUCUCCUCCUUCUGUUGGCACAUUGAGGACCACUGGAGUUACUCCAUUAAUUUCUUACAUUGGGGAGAACCCAAGACCUGGUAUGGAGUGCCGGCGUCCGCCGCAGAGCAGCUAGAGGCGGUCAUGAAAAAGUUGGCUCCGGAACUGUUUCAAUCGCAGCCGGACCUUCUCCAUCAGCUGGUCACCAUCAUGAACCCCAACGUCCUCAUGGAGCACGGUGUGCCUGUGUACAGGACCAAUCAGUGCGCAGGGGAGUUUGUGGUGACCUUUCCGCGAGCCUACCACAGUGGAUUCAACCAGGGAUACAAUUUUGCAGAGGCUGUUAACUUCUGCACCGCUGACUGGUUACCCAUGGGCCGUCAGUGCGUGGCCCACUACCGACGCCUGCGCCGCUACUGCGUCUUCUCGCACGACGAGCUGCUGUGCAAGAUGUCCGCUGAUCCGGAGAGCCUGGACGUGGAGCUGGCCGCGGCCGUCGUCAAGGAGAUGGGGGAAAUGAUGGACGAGGAGACUGAGCUUAGAAAGGCAAUAAAGGACUUGGGGGUGCUUUCAACAGAGCAGGAAGUUUUUGAGCUGGUCCCCGAUGACGAGCGCCAGUGCCACAAGUGCAAGACCACCUGCUUCCUGUCCGCCCUCACCUGCUCAUGUUGUCCUGAUCGGCUGGUUUGUCUCCACCAUGCAGCAGAUCUCUGCGACUGCCCUCUCAGCAACAAGUGCCUCAGGUAUCGCUAUGAUCCAGAGGAGUUUCCGGCCAUGCUGUAUGGUGUGAAGAAUCGUGCGCAGUCCUAUGACACUUGGGCAAAAAGGAUCAACGAGGCCUUGGUUGCAGACCAGAAGAACAAGAAAGAUCUAAUUGAGCUCAAGGUUUUGCUGGAAGAUGCAGAGGACAGGAAGUAUCCGGAGAAUUCUCUGUUCCGCCGUCUCAGAGAAAUGGUCAAAGAGGCCGAGACCUGCUCCUCUGUUGCCCAGAUGUUGCUCAGCCGCAAGCAGAGACAUAGCAGCCGCUUGCGUUCAGAGAGCAGUCGGACCCGCAGUAAGCUGACUGUGGACGAGCUCAAGGCCUUUGUGGAGCAGCUUUACAGGCUGCCUUGCAUCAUCAGCCAGGCCAGACAAGUCAAGGAGUUACUGGAGAAUGUGGAAGACUUCCAUGAGCGAGCUCAGAUCGCGCUGGCGGACGAGCUGCCCGAUUCCUCCAAGCUGCAGGCCCUUUUGGACCUGGGUAGCGGCCUAGAUGUGGAGCUACCGGAGCUUCCCCGCCUCAAACAGGAGCUCCAGCAGGCCCGUUGGCUCGAUGAGGUGCGUUUCACCCUAACGGAGCCCCACCGCGUCACCCUGGAGCUGAUGAAGCGGCUGAUCGAUUCCGGUGUGGGCUUGGCUCCCCACCACGCAGUGGAGAAGGCCAUGGCUGAACUACAGGAGAUUCUCACAGUCUCUGAGAAAUGGGAGGACAAGGCCCGCGCUUGCUUGCUGGCCAGGCCUCGACACAGCAUGGUGACCUUGGAAAGUAUCGUGGUGGAAGCCAGGAACAUUCCAGCAUACCUACCUAAUAUUUUGGCUUUACGAGAGGCCCUGCAAAAAGCCAAAGACUGGACUGCCAAGGUGGAUGCUAUUCAGAGUGGUAGUGCCUACGCUUACCUGGAGCAGCUGGAGAGCCUGCUGGCUCGGGGUCGUUCCAUCCCGGUUCGUCUCGAUCCGCUGGCCCAGGUGGAGUCUCAGGUGGCCUCCGCGCGAGCCUGGAGGGAGAGGACUGGCCGCACCUUUCUCAAGAAAAACUCCACAUACACACUACUCCAGGUUCUCAGUCCUCGCUUGGACAUCGGCGUGUACGGCAACAGCAAAAGCAAGAGGAAACGAGUUAGGGAGCUCAUGGAGAAGGAGCGAGGAGGCUUUGACCCCGACACGUUGAGCGACCUGGAGGAGAGCCUCGAGGAGGCGCGCGAACCCUCCACCGUCGUCGCCGCCUUCAAGGCCAAAGAGCAAAAAGAGGUGGAGGCCAUCCACUCCCUGCGCGCCGCCAACCUGGCCAAGAUGGCCAUGGCCGACCGCAUCGAGGAAGUUAAGUUCUGCCUGUGCCGGAAGACGGCCAGCGGCUUCAUGCUGCAGUGCGAGCUGUGCAAGGAUUGGUUCCACGGGGUGUGCGUGCCUCUCCCUAAGACGGGAACGCAGAAGAAGCUCGGCGUCGGUUGGCAGAGCAAUAGCAAGGACUCCAAAUUUCUGUGCCCGCUGUGUCAACGGUCCAGGCGGCCGAGGUUAGAGACCAUCCUGUCUCUGCUGGUGUCGCUGCAGAAGCUUCCUGUGCGACUACCAGAAGGAGAGGCGCUCCAGUGUUUAACUGAGAGGGCAAUGAGCUGGCAGGACCGGGCACGUCGAGCUCUGGCCACGGAGGAGCUGUCGUCCGCCCUCGCAAAGCUGUCCGUGCUGAGCCAGCGCAUGGUGGAGCAAGCUGCACGGGAGAAGACUGAGAAGAUCAUCAACGCCGAGCUGCAAAAAGCCGCAGCAAACCCUGACUUGCAGGGUCACAUCCAGACCUUCCAGCAGUCAGGCUUCAGCAGAGCCACCUCGCCUCGCCCGUCUGUGGACUAUGACGACGAAGAGACUGACUCGGAUGAGGACAUCAGGGAGACGUACGGUUACGACAUGAAGGAUCCAGGGGAAGUUAAGCCUUACCUCUUCUGCGAUGACGAGAUCCCAGUGAAGUCAGAGGAGGUGGUUAGUCACAUGUGGCCGACUGCCACGCCCUCGUUCUGCACUGAACACGCAUACUCUUCAGCCUCCAAGUCUGUUGUACAAAAUGUGGGAACGCCAAGAAAGCAGCCCAGGAAGACUCCUUUGAUACCUCGCAGUCUGGAGCCCCCAGUGCUGGAGCUGUCUCCGCAAGCCAAGGCCCAGCUGGAGGAGCUGAUGAUGCUGGGUGACCUACUGGAGGUGUCCCUGGAUGAGACUCAGCACAUCUGGAGGAUCUUACAGGCCACGCAUCCCCCCUUAGAGGACAGAUUCCUACAGGUUAUGGAGCCUGACGACAGUCCAAUGGAAAAGUCUCUGAAAAUCAAGAUCAAGGAUUCAGAGAAGAAGAGGAAGCGGAAGUUGGAGCGAGCCGAGCACCACCACCACCACAUGCUGAUGUCCUCCGCAGGCGGGGCCGGGACACUGGGGGGCAUGCGGCCGUCCAAAUCCAAGGAACUGAAAAGGGCCGGCCUGGAGCUCGGCCUUGGGGGCAAACCCAAGAAGAAGAAGCUAAAACUGGGCCUGGAUAAGAAUAGGGAGAUGAAGCAGCUGGCCAAACGUUUGGCCAAGGAGGAGAAGGAGAGGAAGCGGAAGGAGAAAGCAGCUGCUAAGGCAGAGGCCAUCAGGGAUGGGCUGGAGAAGAGGAAGGAGAAGAAGAUUCUCGACAUUCCCUCCAAGUACGAGUGGUCUGGCGCCGAAGACUCUAACGACGAAAACGCCGUGUGCGCAGCUAAAAACUGCCAGAGACCGUGUAAAGACAAGGUUGACUGGGUGCAGUGCGACGGCGGCUGUGACGAGUGGUUCCACCAGGUGUGCGUGGGGGUCUCAUGCGAAAUGGCAGAGAACGAAGACUACAUCUGCGUGGACUGCUCCCUUAAGGCCGUCGGAUCGAGGCGGGGAGGGGGCGCGGCCGAGGUGGAGGUGGCGGAGGAAACCAUUGUGAUGCUGGCGACGCCGAGCCUGCUGGCGACCGCCGGCGCCUCGUGGUCCCGCGCCGCUGCUGUACAUCUGAACCCAGCGGAGGAGCCUCACCAGAACAGUUAGCACAAUGUGAGGCCUGAGAAAUUGACUUUAAACGCAGUGUCCAGGAUGGCAAUAGAGCCCUCGUAUAGUAGCUUCAACAUGGAAGCCUAUUUCUGUAACUUACUGUAUCGUAAACCUCAAGAGACAAAUAUUUACAGGAACAGCCUUCUUGGACCGAAACAUCCACCAGCUGCUUCCCAGAUCUCCCACUCUACAAUAACCAAUCACCAGUCAAACUCCCGACACGUGUCAUGUUUAAACAAAUUACUCUUCCUUUUGUGCGGCCCUUCAGACUUGUCUUUAGGACUCCUGGUUAGGUAAAAAGAAAUGGUUGUAAUGUAGUGGAAUUAUUUAUAUUAUUAUGUACAUAGCUUGAAAGCAAUUAAAAUAAUGGAUUGUGGCUUUUAUGUUUCGUUUUCUCACCUUUUAAUAAACUAUUCCUA